This is a messenger RNA of Pelagomonas calceolata, 2107 nucleotides long. The record is from the annotation of a GenBank genome assembly. Lineage: Eukaryota; Pelagophyceae; Pelagomonadales; Pelagomonadaceae.
UUGGCUUUUACCACCGCAAACGAAGGCUUACGCAUCGAUUCUGCGCUCAAGAUUUUAAGGAGCAGCAUUUUGCAGCUAUGCAGCCAGUCGCAGCCUUCAUCCUCCAAGAGAUCAAGGGCCAAUUCCUCGCAUCCAUCCCCCACCUGGCAGUCAUGCUCGUCGCGUUAACUUUGCAGAGUUUCAUGAUACCAAUAGGCUCCGCAAAAAUCCUCGACGACGCUGGAGACGACCUCACGGAACGAAUCAAGUACCUCGCCGCCUAUCAAUUACUGGCGGUCGCAUGCAACGCCCUCCAACGGCGCUUAUCAGAAGGCAGAGCGCACGCCCAGCGCAGCCGACUGCAAGCCCAGGGCUACGAGCGCGUGCUGCGAUUGGACGAUAGCGAACUAGAUGAUGCGAAGGUCGGCGAGCUCGUCCAAACGUUAAGAGAUCCGGGCGCGGCCUGGCUCGCCUGCGAGUUCCCCGCGGCGGCGCUGAACGCCCUGGUCAAGUUAGUCGGUGGCGCGUGGGCCAUGCGGCGGGCGGACGCGCACCUCGCCGCCGUCGGUCUGGCUUCUGCACCCUUGUUGUUUCUCGUGCAGAAGGCUCGGUCGAAGCUGGCGCGGCGCGCGACGCGCAAGACCCAGGCCCUGGAAGCGGACGCGCUAGCUCGCGUGUCCGAGGCCCUGGGGCUGCGGUCCACGGUGAGAGCUCAUGGCGCCGAGCUGUGUGGAAAUCAAGCAGUGAGUUAGGUUAUCCUGAGAAUAUUGCGCGGACCUUUGUGACUCUCCACGCCAUCGAGCAGAGGCUGUUACGAGGACAACGUCGCGUCGAUGGCGUAAAAUCUCCACGCCAUCGAGCAGACGCAGCUACGGAGACAACCUCGCGACGAUGGGUGGGGCGCCUGAAGUUUGAUUUCCACACAGGCGCCGAGCCCCUCGAGGCGCGCCAGUUCCAGGGCGCCGUCGAUAAAGUAAUAAAGCAGCACACGAAAACCCUCAAAAAGGACGUGCGCCUGUCAGCCGGCGCGGAGAUCGUUGUCGCGGCGGGAGAGCUCGCGCUACUCAUGGCGGCAGCGAAACGGCGGGCCAGUGGCGGGUUAGGAUUGGGCGCCUACGCGGCCUUCCGCGCCGCCCUACUCCAGUACCAGCGCGGGCUGCGCGAGACGACGAAGGCGGCGAACAAGGCCGCGCGCGGCGUCGGCGCCGCGGAGCGCUACGUCGCCCUCGUCCACGGAUCGUCAGUGAUCCUCGACGGCGUGGGCCGCGAACCGAGUUCAGAAGUGGCGCCUUCUAUAGAAUUCGAGGACGUCGUCUUCGCCUACGACGCGAAGGCGCCGCGGCCCGUGCUCCGGGGUCUCAAAUUAUUAAUGGAGCCGGGCGCAACGACGGCGCUCGUGGGGCCGUCGGGCUCCGGGAAGUCGACGGUGGCGCGGUUGUUAUUGAGGCUGCGCGACCCGGCGGGAGGCCGCGUUCUGGUCGACGGCGUCGACGUGAGAGACCUCGACGCGCUCGCGCACCGCCGGCGGAUUGGGGUUGUGCCCCAGGAACCGCAGUUGUUCAACCGAAGCGUCGCCGAGAACGUGGCCUACGGCAUGGAGCCGGCGCCUCCCAUAGAGCUCAUCGAAGCUGCUUGUGUCAAAGCGGGCGUCGAUACUGUAAUCAGCAAGCUGCCGGAGGGCUACUCUACAAAAUGCGGUGAAAGGGAGACGCGGCUGAGCGGCGGCGAGAAGCAGCGCGUGGCCCUGGCGCGGGCGCUGGUGCGAGACCCGCGGAUUCUGCUGUUAGAUGAGGCCACGUCGGCCCUGGACGCGGCGACGGAGCGCCGCGUCCAGGCGGCGUUGGAAGCCGCCGCGGCGGGGCGAACCACUCUUGUCGUGGCGCACCGAUUGGCGACAAUACGCCGCGCGGAUGCGAUCGUCGUGCUGGACGCUGGCCGAGUGAUCGAGCGCGGCACGCACGCCCAGCUGAUGAAGAAGAAGGGCGCGUACAAGGCGCUCGUGGAGGCUCAGGCCGGCGGCGACGAGCGCCACGUCGAGCGGACGGUCCCGGCGCCGCCGAUCGUCCUCCUCUCGAAUAUAUCGUCGGACGACGAGGGGGACUGUGUGUGGUGAUAAGUGUUGUAACAA